AUGGCAAGCCAGGUUGUCAACUUUACUGUACCCCUCGACCAGGCGUUUGGGUAUGGCAUAGUUGUUGGUCUCGGUUUUGCUUUCGCCUUCUUGAUGAUGGCUACUACUUGGGCUUUAAAACGAUACCAGAAUGAAAUCCAGACGUCCGAAAUGUUUUCAACGGCAGGACGGUCAGUCAGGUCAGGCCUGGUGGCAGCCGCUGUGGUGAGCAGUUGGACGUGGCCUGCGACCUUACUUCAAUCAUCGACUGUCGCUUAUGAAUAUGGGGUUGCUGGUCCCUUCUACUACGCCGCAGGUGCCGGUGUCCAGAUUAUUCUUUUUGCAACAAUUGCUAUCGAGCUGAAAAGGCGCGCCCCCAAUGCACACACCUUUCUUGAGGCCCUCCGCGCUCGCUAUGGUCCAAUUACCCAUUGCGUCUUUAUCGUGUUUUGUCUCAUGACGAACAUCCUCGUUACGGCCAAUAUACUUACUGGAUGCUCUGCCGUUAUAUCUGCUCUUACUGGGAUGCAUACCGUGGCGGUCUGCUAUUUGCUUCCCAUUGGUGUCGUUCUCUACACGGUCUUUGGCGGCAUCAAGGCGACUUUCGUUACAGAUUAUCUGCAUACUAUCGCUGUUGUGACCAUCAUCUUCAUCUUCGCAUUUAAUCAGUAUGCAGUUGGUGACAAGGGCAAACUUGGGUCUCCAGGAAAAGUCUACGAUCUCUUAACUACGGCGGCGAAGGUCCAUCCGAUUGAGGGGAAUUCUCAGGGGAGCUAUCUGACGCUGAGGUCACAUGAAGGAGGCAUAUUCUUCGUUAUCAAUCUUAUUGGAAAUUUUGGCACUGUCUUUCUGGAUAACGGAUACUAUAAUAAAGCCAUCGCUGCGAGUCCCGUGCAUGCCUUUCCCGGACGUUACUGCUGGCCUUGCCCUGCCAUUUGCGGCUGUCGAAUUGCUAGGCUACAGUGGUGCUGUGGCAACCUUGAUCGUCGUCUUUAUGGCCGUGACUUCAGCGUUUUCAGCGCAGCUGAUUGCAGUGUCCUCUGUGUUCUUUUCGCUGCUGCCAUGGCCAGCUUUGCGACUGGUCUCUACUAUGCAGGUAUCGGCAUGGGCUACCUUUAUCUACUGAUGGGAGUCAUCAUUUCCUCUGCUGUCAUUCCCGGGGCCCUGAGUCUGCUUUGGAAACAACAAAAUUGGAUUGCUGCUGCUGCUUCGCCUCCCCUUGGUUUGAGCGUUGCCCUCAUCGCGUGGCUGGUCACCACCAAGUCCCUAUAUGGUGAACUUACCGUUACCAGCACCGGAGAGAUCUACCCUAUGCUUGCGGGUAACGUGGCAGCUUUGCUUAGUCCAGUCGUUUUCUCUGCGAUUCUCACCUAUGUCUUCGGCCCGCAGAACUACAAUUAUGAAAGCAUGCGCGCCAUUCGAAAAGUCGAUGACUCGGAUUUCGCGGACGCAGCACACGUGGAUCUUGAGCUCAUUCCUGGUGAGAUCACUAGCCCUUCGUCAGAAGAUAUGACCGCGGAAGAAGAGCGGAAACUCGCAAGAGCCGCGAUAUAUGCCCGUUUAUUAACGGUCUUCCUGGCAUUCGCAUACCUGAUCGUCUGGCCGAUGCCGAUGUAUGGCACCGGCUAUGUUUUCAGCAAGCGAUUCUUCACGGGAUGGGUGGUUGUGGGUAUUAUCUGGCUCUUCAUCACCUCUUUUGGUGUGAUCAUUUACCCGCUUUACGAGGGUCGUGACUCUAUCGCGCAUGUAGUCCGGCAAAUGUUCCUCGACAUUACUGGCAGGAGGAAGCCUGGAAAGGCUGUCUUCUAUAACCAUGGGACGGAUGUCCACGAUCAGAGCUCUUCAACCGGGGCGGCAACGCCCACAGAGAAGUUUGGAGAGAAAAGCUAG
This is a messenger RNA of Rasamsonia emersonii CBS 393.64, 1869 nucleotides long. RefSeq names its product Urea transporter (Dur3). Lineage: Eukaryota; Fungi; Ascomycota; Eurotiomycetes; Eurotiales; Trichocomaceae. Gene Ontology annotation, cellular component: plasma membrane. Gene Ontology annotation, biological process: urea transmembrane transport; putrescine transport; spermidine transport. Bases 1 to 1869 code for a protein of 622 amino acids. Gene Ontology annotation, molecular function: urea transmembrane transporter activity; putrescine transmembrane transporter activity; spermidine transmembrane transporter activity. The transcript is spliced from 4 exons. The record is from RefSeq and is a predicted model, not a curated record.